UGCCACUCAACUGUCGCUUGUGUUGUUUAGUGCGAACAGCAAUUUUUCAAAAAAAAUAACCCACCCACAUUUUGUGUGCAGCUCGUUUCACGCUCAGUGUCUGAGGCGCGAUUAUGUUAAUUUCUGACUGAUGUGCGGCAAAUUUUAUAAAGUUACGUAGUGUGAAAGGUUAUUUUUGGUUGUGGAAUUUAGCCUUGGGGGAAGGGAACCUGCUAUUUCCUAGUGUGAAAGUUGCCAAUCGUAAGUUAUUUAUGACGUAAGGCUGGCAUUAUUGUUGCGCUUCGAAUUGUUAAGCGCACGUCACUGGCCUCGGAACCCAUGGAGGAUAGCACCUGCAGUUAAGCGUUUGUGUAAAAUGUAUCAAGCGACGCUGUCAGUGUCGAAUGAUAAGAUGAUCGAAGGGAAUAAUUAAUUGGAAAGGAAGUGUUCGUGGCGUACAGAUUUCUAUUGAUAAAGCUGAUAUGGCGGUACGUAGAGAUGGGUGCGUGAUCGUUGCUGGGACAUGCAAGAGGGCAGCACGAUGGUGACCCCAGGUUACGAGCAAACAGAAGCUGGAGGUGGAGUAGCGAUGACCACAGGAUCAAAUGACCAGGGCACAGGUUUCAGUCAGCCUGACCAGGCACAGUUUGAAGCUGACAAACGAUCUGUGUACAAACAUCCACUAUUCCCAUUGCUGGCACUCCUGUUUGAAAGAUGUGAGCAGGCAACUCAGUCCGCUGAGUGUCCAAAUUCUGAGAGCUUUAAUAUGGAUAUCCAGGCCUUUGUGCAGCAUCAAGAACGGGACAGGAAACCAUUCCUUAUGAAUGACCCGGAAGUCGAUGGAUUGAUGAUAAAAGCAAUUCAGGUUUUGCGGAUCCACUUGCUAGAACUGGAGAAAGUGCAGGAGUUAUGCAAGGAUUUCUGCAAUCGAUACAUCACCUGCCUCAAGGGCAAGAUGCAAAGUGAGAACCUGCUUCGUUCUGACUACGCAAGUUACGAAAACAACAACAACAAUAAUAACAACAACAGCAGCAGCAAUAGCCAUUCAAGCAACAGCAACAGCCCGGCUGGGAACACCAACUAUGCCACUUCGCCUCACACUCUGCAGGUGGUGUCCUCUGCAGGCGGUGUUCCACCUUCACACCACCAGGGAGGGGGAGGGGGAGGAGCUGUGCUAAUGUCAACACAGCCGCAGUCUGUGCCCCCUUCCAGCAGCCAGAUUGCAUACCAGAUGGUGCAGACUGCUCAGGGGCUGGUGGCAGCACCUGUCCAUCUCCCUGCACAGGCACCCUCUCCAGGUAUCGUGCACGGGAGUACGCCCCUCUCUCAGAUUGGAGCCAACCCUUGUCCUCCGCCCAGCGACUCAAGCCUCUUACACAGUCAGCUGUCACCAGCCCCCACAACCCCUGGGUCAGUGGAUGAUGAUGAUGAUUUCCUCAGUAACAAAAAGAAACAGAAGCGUGGUGUUCUGCCCAAACAUGCCACCAGUGUCAUGCGGUCCUGGCUCUUCCAGCACCUAGUGCAUCCAUACCCCACAGAAGACGAGAAGCGCCAUAUUGCUGCGCAAACAAACUUGACAUUGCUGCAGGUGAACAACUGGUUCAUCAAUGCCCGGCGGCGAAUUCUACAACCAAUGUUGGAUGCCUCAAACCCAGCAGCAACUGAUCAGCCCAGUUCAGGCAAUAAUCUGCAUAGCAAGAGCUCAAGUAGUAAGAAGGCAAAGCACUCUGGCAAUGGUAACAGCAAGCAGGCAGCACAGCGAUUUUGGCCAGAAAACAUAGCAUCUCUGCAGCCACAGCUGAAUCUGUCAGCUGAGUCAAAUGGGGCAACUCACACUGACUCGUCGCUCAUCAGCUCAACAGUACUGUCCAGCGAGGAAAGUGAAGGCAGCAGUCAGGAUGAGGAUGAGGAAGAAGAAUUUGAGGAAGAGGGGGAGGAGCAGUCACAGGUCAAGUUAGAGGGGGAUGCCAGCUCAGACUCGGAACAGCCGCAAUGACAUAGCGCAGACUGAACACUGUACUCUGUGUGGACUCAUGAUGCAAACAAAGUGGCAGUGCUCAGUGAGAUAAAUGCCAAAUGCGGCGUAAUAAUGCCGUAGUCACUGUAUACGUAACACGUGCCAGCCUCAGGUUAGAGGAUUGGCACGAAGCUACCUAGUUCCUCUCAGUUCUAAUAAUACUAUGUAUACGUCACAUUGAGAGAUGUAGCGGACUUUAUAAAGUAUUUCGUAUUUUAAUUAUAUCAAUAAAUAUAUAUGUAUAUAAUUAUAUUUGGUCCCCUCAGCAAUGCUCAUUUCUAAAACUGACAAGAAAAAUCCGUCUAAUUUUUGUUGUUUUUGGCAUUGUUGUUGUUACUGUGUGUGUUAAUAAUGCAUUGCAAAAGACUUGACCCGCCCAUUUUGCUCAUGAUAAGUAUUACAUAGAAUGUAGCAUUUCUUUAAACUUGACAAGAAGUAAUAACAUGCUAGUCUUGAAGAAAAGUUGCUUUUACAGAAUACUCAUUGCUUUCAUAUAUAAGGCCAGGAGCCUCGGUAGUUUACCUCAUCUAUGAUAUUUAGAAUAUUAUGAUUAAUUUUAGCAUCAGACUUUAUUUGGUAAUGAAUACUUAUGAUAUUGGUAUAUCCACUACUUUUGAAUGAUUUACUCCUGAGAAGUAUAUCAACUCCCUCCAUUUGUUUAUAAAAUAAACAAUAUUGCAUGUGUAAAAGCAUGGAAUGGACAAUAUGGUACUCUUAGUUAAAUGACAAGAAAAAUAUGCCUCAUGUAAUUAGCUUUAAAUUCUUGUAUGCUAGAUUGUUCUGUUUUUCCAUGUUUCCAUUACAAAGACGAGUACGUGUGUGCCAUAUAAUUGUCUAUUUCACGUGUGCAAUUUUUCCUCUAUAUUGGAUGUGUGUACAGAUAAUUGUAGUGAUAACUCUUGCUCAUAAUCAGGACAUAAGAUGUGAACUGUUUUGCCAGUUCCAUGUUCAAAUUAUGGAAUGUGUGCUGAAGUCGGUCUGCGUGAACUCCGUUGCACAGUGUGGGAACACUACCCAGACAGUUGUCUUUUUCAGAAACUUUUCAGAUAAAUUGAAUUGAUGAAUUUAUUUGGUUGAAUUCUUUAUCGCACAUUAUUUGUGCUGUAGCGUGUAUAUAUUCAGAUGUGGAAACAGUCUCCAUGUGGUGGAGUUUGAUAAUCUUUACUAGAAUGAACUUCAUAAAUUUUAAUAAUAAAGGUGUAAUGAAAUUACUUCUUUGACACUAUUGUAUUUAAUUAGGUCAAAAGCGUUUUGAAAUUAAUUCAGUUGGACUGAUAGUUCAUCUGUUCAAAUACACAUAAUCCAAUUUCCUGUUAACAGUCUGUCAGUUGUUUGAAGACAGUAGCCAUCAUAUUUCCUGUCGGCUGUUUGAACUAUUCCGCCUUCCUGUUUACAGCCAGCUCUGAUCUGUGCAGCCCUCUUUACACUGUGCUUGUGAUUUGCAUACAGAUGUCUGGAUUACGUUGCACUAAUGCCUUUAAAAUUCAGUUGGGUGGCUUGAACGAGAUUGUGUUCACAGUAAUUCUGUGGGUUUGUUCAUGCACAUUUCUACUGCAUUAACAAACUCACACAGAAGCAGUGGUGCUCUCCAAGUAUACGUAUAAUUGUUGAUAGAAUCACGCCAUUAUUUUGCAUUUUACAACACAAAUGUUGUACAUUUAUGCUGUAGUAUUUUAAGUAUAGAUGUGUGUUUUUUAACAUCGUGUGAGAUGUUCAUAAGUGAGGCCAUGAUGUGCUUGCAACAUGAAAUGGUUGAUUUGCUGGUACACAAGAGAUGACAUCAGUUGUGAACAUUCACACGUCACAUAAAUUAAUACGUCUGUGAUAAGUGCGUGGGAAUUUUUAUGUGUGACAAAUACGUUCUCUCCAGCAUAAAUAUUGAUGAAGUGGAAGUUUGAGCAUGGUUUUUGAAUACGUACGCUAGUUCAUUUCUUGCAAUAAAUAGUAUACUAUAUGUAUUCUGUACAUGCUUAAUAGUGUACAUAGGUACUGGUGUAGAUGAAAUAAUGUAUGAUGAUUCUUUGUAGUGUAUUUUCUAUGCAACUUGGUUUCGUAAGCUAGAUUGGUUAAUUCUGUUAAGAGAGAUGUUUUGUUUCAUACACAAACACUGAACAGUAUUGAAUAUGUACAGUUUUUGAAUAGAUAAUGGUUUUAUAUAUUAUAUGUAUAUUGUAUACCAGUCCUUCUAUUGUCAUAUAUACAUUUCAGUAGGUAUAGUGAAUUUCUGAAUGCAUAUAAAAUACUUUCUGAAGUUGCAAAUGCCAAGAGAUUGUUCAAAUAUAAAUAAAUGACUUUGAAUUGCAGCAUU
Molecule: messenger RNA, 4304 nt
Organism: Zootermopsis nevadensis
Lineage: Eukaryota; Metazoa; Arthropoda; Insecta; Blattodea; Termopsidae
Product: homeobox protein PKNOX1
Biological process (GO): regulation of DNA-templated transcription
Molecular function (GO): DNA binding
Source: RefSeq, a predicted model, not a curated record